CGGAAGAUGCUGCUGUUCUGUAUUUGUACACCGAUACAGUUCCGACAUGGCUGCGGAGUUUCUAGUGAUGCUUUACGAAUACUGUCCUCCUUUUUAUAUUAGCAUCGUGUCGCUCUGUUUUAUCAUUACCGUAGCAAUGGUUCUAGGCUGGUUUGGGUUUGAUGUACCGAUAAUUUUGCGUAGUUCGGACGAUGCGGACUCAGUAGCGAACAUUCCAGAAAAGCGGAUGGUCCAAGUGACUAACCCGUUUGCCCUGGAACUGGGUUCAGCUCCUGCCUCCGUCACAGGGGGCGUGGUUCUGCGGCCUCGCUGCUUGGAGGAGUGCAGGCUGAGCUGCUACUGGGGCUGCGGAGUUCAGGGUCUCCAGGCCGCCCUCCAUGCCCACCGGUGUGGGCCUCCCAUCAGCACCCCGCAGCGCUUCCAGGAGGCCCUACAUUUCCAGUACCAGCACGUCCAGACCUUCCACAUCGACAAGGAGGACCCAGUGGAGCAUCUGACACAGAUGCCUGCUAGUUUGCGCAUCUCGCACUUCGGGGUGCUGCCUCGGGCGUGUUACCCCCUGGUGGUGCUGCUCACACUCGCAGAGCCGGAUAUACGGGACAUAUACAACAUCGUAGCCAGUGUGACCGUGGUCCAUGUUCCGGAUGAGAAAUACCAGCUAUCGGAGCGGAUCUUAUUUCAGUACCUGCUCACGGUGCAGGGGAACAUGUACGAGCUGAAGCCACUCUUCAUGUCCACUGGGGACGGGAGUCAGGCCGAAAGCACAGACCUCACAUCCGACACAGAGCAGGAAAGGCCAAAUCAGGCUGGAGGGCCCCUGACCGGGACGAUUCAGGAGGACGAAGAUGAGGGGGCUGCCCCUGGGGCGGGCCGAGACUGCGUGGUGUGCCAGAACGCCCCGGUAAACCGUGUGCUGCUGCCUUGCCGGCACACCUGCCUGUGCGACGGCUGUGUGUCGCGGGUCCGGCACUGCCCCAUGUGCCGCGCCUUCGUCCUUGAGGCCUUCGCUCUGUGUCAGCGCCCCCUGGAGGUCGAGCAAGAGGGGCACCACGGGGGAGAGUAAAUUCCCAGAGCUUUAACUUCGGAUGUUUGAGGACAGCUUCUUCAGUCCACCGAAAUGUGCUGGUUGGUGGGAGUGGGGGGGGGGGGGGGAGCAUUCAUGCAGGAAUGCAUGGGCUUUGGUGAUGUUAUUCCUGUGGAGAUGCUAUUCCUUCUGCAGUGAGGUGUCCUAUGAACUCAGCUUACAGCUAACCUUAGCAUUACUGCAUACUGCUGUAGCUCAGUGACAUCAGCACUGGUAGAGUACCUCCCAUGCAUUCAUUCAAGAGACUGUCCCCCCCGUGUACAGUCAUAAGUCACUACAGACCUCAUCAAGACAAGACGACCGUUAAAUUAAUGAAUCCUUUGGAGCAAUGUUUGUAAAGCUUGAGUGGAAGAUGUAUAUAUUUUAUUUGUUUUGUUGAUUGUGGAUUGAAUUAAACUGGAAAGUGCUCAGUA
Molecule: messenger RNA, 1497 nt
Organism: Brienomyrus brachyistius
Lineage: Eukaryota; Metazoa; Chordata; Actinopteri; Osteoglossiformes; Mormyridae
Gene: cgrrf1
Product: cell growth regulator with ring finger domain 1
Exons: 6
Coding region: 47-1063 (338 amino acids)
Biological process (GO): negative regulation of cell growth
Source: RefSeq, a predicted model, not a curated record